Messenger RNA from Pleuronectes platessa (European plaice), 3360 nucleotides. RefSeq lists its product as uncharacterized. Gene Ontology annotation, molecular function: protein dimerization activity. The transcript has 7 exons. The record is from RefSeq and is a predicted model, not a curated record. The coding region runs from base 720 to 2882 and encodes 720 amino acids. NCBI's taxonomy places the organism in Eukaryota, Metazoa, Chordata, Actinopteri, Pleuronectiformes, Pleuronectidae.
ACGAGUGUUGAUGUGAGGAGUGAGGAGACGACGCACGGACAUCUGAAUGAAGUUUUGAAAAUAGCCGCUGCUCAGAAACUUUCCCCGACAUCGACAAGCUGGUGAAAGUUAAAAGGUGUCUGGCUUCAACAAGAAGCUGAAGUAGGCUGGUCUCCCCAUUUAUCAUAAUCCAGUGUGUUAUGGGUGGGAGGGAAUAAAAGGGGUUGGGGUGGACUGAUAGCCAGGCUGGUGCCAUAUAGUCAUAUGGGUGUGUGGAAAUAUGGGUUGGGGUUGACUGGUGAUGACUGGCAAAGUUAAUAUGCCUUAUCUGUUGUUGAGCCAAUUUAAUCUUUUUAGAUAGCUCAUAUUUGGCUAAUUUUUCAAGAACAUUUUUGUUUUACUUAUUCCUACUGGAUAUUCAAUCACAUGGCCUAUUGUUGGACUACUUUAUUCUGGCGCUUACUUUCUGAGACUCGUUUAGACCUACUGGCCUUCUUUUAAUUUGCCAGACUGUUGAGGCAGAUGUUGACUACUUUUGCCGUCCAGACCGUGCUACACUGCAAACUUUUUUGAACCACCAUCCAAAGCAAGAUGCUCCAAACACAAUAGGAAAGGUCUUCACAAACAAAGGAGGUACAAGCAGGAAGUGGCUGACAUACUGUGAUCAACGUCCUGCUUUAUUUUGUUUUGUAUGCUUGGCCUUUAGCAAGCCCUCUGAUAACAGUGUAUUCAUUACUGGAAUGUCUGACUGGAGACAUGCUCACCAGAGAGCAGAAGAGCAUGAAAAAAGCAUGGCACAUAGAGCUUGUGCUGAAGCUUAUUUUCUAAACUGCUCAAAAUCUGACAUAAACAGCCUGCUUAGAGGAAGACAGCUAACUGCUCAUAGAGAGCAGAUCAAGAAGAGACGGCAGGUGUUAGACCGUGUGGUGGAAGUGGUCAGAGUGAUUGGAAAGAGGGGGCUAAGCUACAGGCAUGAAGACAAUGAGGCUGCUUAUACUCUAGAGGACAGCAGCCUUGAUCAUGGCAACUUUUUGGAGAUGAUACUUUUGCUGGGGAAAUAUGAUGUGGCAUUGAAAGAACAUCUCAGUGACAUAAUUCAUAAAAGCAAAAAGCUCCAUGAAUCUGCAUCAGGCUCAAGAGGCAGGGGUUCCCUUGUCACUCUGCUGUCUAAAUCGACUGUCAACUCAGUGAUUGACACAAUCCUUAAGAUGAUCAAAGACAACAUCGGCACGGAAAUUCAAAAAGCCGGCAUGUUUACUGUACAACUGGACACAACACAGGAUAUCACAGCACAAGACCAGUGCUCAGUUGUGCUUCGGUACGUCACUGAUACUGUACACGAGAGGCUUGUUGCUGUGGUAAGGUGCAGUUCAUCCACAGGAGAGGCCUUUGUUCAGUUGUUGAGUGAUGUGCUUGAUGGUCUGAACUUAGACAAAAGCCUCUGCAUCGGAAAUGCCACAGAUGGAGCUGCCAACAUGCAGGGAAGAUACAGAGGCUUCUCUUCACUCUUGUCAUCACAAUCUCCUCACCAUGUCCAUGUGUGGUGCUACUCUCAUGUGCUCAAUCUCGUUCUUUCUGACACCAUUGAAAUUGUGAUAGAGAGUGGAUCUCUUUUUCAUCUCCUGAAUGACAUCGCUGUGUUCAUCCGAGAAUCUCAUCAGAGAAUGAACGUAUGGGAGAAGGAAAGCCACAGCAGCAGGCACAAGCGCAUAGGACCCAUUGGAGAGACACGCUGGUGGGCAAAGCAUGAUGCCUUAAAGAAAGUGUUUGGCUCAUUUGGGAAACCGCAGGACUGUCUCUACAUUGAUGUUCUGUGCACCCUUUCAGCCAUUCAAGACCAGACGACAGUGAAGUCAAAUGUAAGAUCCAAAGCAAGGGGAUACAAAGAUGGCCUUCUCAGACACGAGACCAUCCUGACCGCGCAAUUAUUCUUGCAGAUAUUUGAGAAGACCACCCCACUAUCCAAAUACCUCCAAACAGGCGGGAUGGACAUCCUCUCUGCCCACAGGAUGGUGAUGUCCACACACAAGGCCCUUAAGGAGAUGGGAAGAGAUUUCCAGACAGUCAAGGAUGCAACAGAGAGUUUUGUGAAGUGGGCAAAUGACAAGCUGGAGGAGCAGGAUGAGGAGAUGGGCAUGGAGGUGGAGGUUUCACUACCGCAGAGGAGGCCAAAGAAGAAGAAGUCCAUGCCAGGAGAGAUGGCCCAGGAUGAAACUUCCAAUGACCCAAGCAAGACGUAUGAGGUUAAAGUCCAUAACCAAAUUAUGGACACCGUUAUUGAGGCCAUGCAAAGACUAUUCCUCGAUAACGGCAAUCUGUAUGCGGACCUCUCAAUUCUGGACCCCCAAAACUUCCCAGAUAUCAAAACCAGUGGUCUUCCUGAGUCUGCACUGAAAGACCUAAGCAGAUGUCUCAUCAAAUUUAACAAUUCGGCAACCAUAUCAAAUUUACAAUCUGAACUUGAAAGCUUGGCAAGCCAGUGGGACAUGCUGAAGCGUCCACCACUAGAUGAGUACACAUCCCGUACUGUGGAGGAAGGACCUGGGGGAGACCCAGAGGAGAUGAAAAUUGUCAGCAAAGCCUGUGCCUCAUGUAAAAACUGCCCCCUGUGUUGCUACCAGAUUCUCCUCAGAUUCAACCUGCUCACAGACGCAUACCCUCUUCUUUCUCUGUCCUACAAAUAUCUGCUGACACUCUCAGUGACACAGGUAGCCUGUGAAAGAUCAUUUUCAACUUUGAAAUUCAUCAAGAGCAGGCUGAGGAGCAGCUUAUCUGCUGGUAAAUUGGAGGCCUUCAUGCUGAUGUCCACAGAAAAGGACAUCCUCAUGGGAUUGGACACAGACAGUGUCAUAGACAGAGUGGCCGAAAAAAGUGAACUGCUUCGGAAGCUCCUACUCUACUAAAGAAGCCUCUGUCUCAGGUUGUGGCGACGACUUGCUUUCACAAAGGUUCCAUUUCAGGAUUGUGAGAUUGGAUUGUGAGGAUUGUUUUUGGAGAUCGACAGACGUUUGGUUUCUGGGGCUUCACAUGUACAUAGUUCUUACUGGAUUGACGGGGUUUGUGAGCGUUGGUUCCGGUGAAGUCAGCUAUUCACCAAGUUUCAUGAGCGUUUGAUGGACUGUAGUCGGUGUAGACAGACAAGGCUAUGCACCAAGUUUCAUGAGUGUUUGAUUGACUGUAGUGUGUGUGCCCAAAGAGCUGAUUGGAACUGAAGAGCGCAGACAAGGCUAUGCACCAAGAGCUGAUUGGACUGAAGAGAGCAGAUAAGGCCAGUUCAUCGGCAGCUGCCAGGGGCUCUCUUCUCUCAACGUCCAGGUUUUCUGCCAGCUAUCAUGACAAAUUUAUAGAUUCAUUUUAAAUAAACAAUUGAGUGUGAAGUCA